CUGGGGCUGGCUCUGGCUCCCUGAGGACUGGGCUGCUCCCCCAUCUCCCUCCUUGCAGCACGUGGGGGCAGGCGCUUGGGUCACAGCCCCUCAGGCAGCCUUCAAACCCCACGCUCAGCAAAGCAUCCUGCCGAAACCUUGCAUCCCGCAGCUGGAGCCCACGGGAGACAGGGCGUAAAGCAGGUCCUGCAGCUGGGAUUUGGCUCCCUGCCUGUCAGUGGGCACGGAGCACCCCCUCCUCGGCUCGACUUCUUCUAAUGCCCUGAUUACUGAAGUGGAACGUCAGCCAGAAAAAUCUCUCAAGAUUGAGUCUUUUUGAGUAAAGCAGAGAUAAAAUGGCGUCAAUGUUGCUUAGUCGACAGCUGACCUGUUGCCUGCAGCAAAACUCCAGGCUGCUUGUAUUUGGACACAGAUAUAUCAGUCAAGCUGCAGCUAAAAUUGAUGUGGAUUUUGAUUAUGAUGGACCUCUAAUGAAGACAGAAGUUCCUGGACCACGAUCUAGAGAAUUAAUGAAGCAGCUGAAUGGAAUUCAGAAUGCAGAAGCUGUACACUUUUUUUGCAACUAUGAAGAGAGCCGAGGGAACUACCUAGUAGAUGUAGAUGGCAAUCGCAUGCUGGAUCUCUACUCUCAGAUUUCAUCCAUCCCAAUAGGUUACAGCCAUCCAUCUCUGAUAAAGCUUCUACAGCAGCCACAGAACCUGAGCACUUUUAUCAACAGACCUGCCCUAGGGAUUUUGCCUCCAGAGAACUUUGCGGAAAGACUGAAGGAAUCUUUGCUAUCAGUGGCUCCUAAGGGCCUGCCGCAGGUGAUCACCAUGUCGUGCGGAUCCUGCUCUAAUGAAAAUGCCUUUAAGGCAAUAUUUAUGUGGUACAGAAACAAAGAGAGGGGCCAUAAUAACGUCACACAAGAGGAACUGGAGUCUUGCAUGAUUAACCAGCCCCCCGGCUGCCCCGACUACGCCAUGCUCUCCUUCAUGGGCGGCUUCCACGGCAGGACCCUGGGUUGCUUAGCUACAACUCACUCAAAAGCAAUUCACAAACUGGACAUUCCAUCGCUGGACUGGCCUAUUGCUCCAUUUCCAAGGCUAAAGUAUCCUCUGGAAGACUUUGUGAAAGAGAAUCAACAGGAAGAAGCCCGCUGUUUAGAGGAGGUGGAAGAUCUGAUUGUAAAGUACAGGAAAAAGAAGAAGAUUGUGGCUGGAAUCAUUGUAGAACCAAUACAGUCAGAGGGUGGGGACAAUCAUGCUUCAGAUGACUUCUUCAGAAAGCUGCGAGAUAUUGCCAGAAAGCACGGCUGCGCCUUCCUGGUGGACGAGGUGCAGACGGGGGGCGGCUGCACGGGCAAGUUCUGGGCACAUGAACACUGGGGCCUGGAUGACCCAGCCGACGUGGUCACGUUCAGCAAGAAGAUGAUGACAGGAGGAUUCUUCCACAAAGAAGAGUUCAGGCCAAACGCUCCCUAUCGGAUUUUUAACACCUGGCUUGGAGAUCCAUCCAAGAACCUCAUGCUCGCUGAAGUCAUUAAGGUUAUUAAAAGAGAAGACCUUCUGAACAACGCAACCCACGCUGGGAAAGCACUACUGACUGGGCUGCUGGAUUUACAGGCUCGUUACCCCCAUCUUAUCAGCAGAGUGAGAGGAAGAGGCACCUUCUGUUCGUUUGACACUCCAAACGAUGCAACUAGGAACAAGUUAAUUACAAUAGCCAGGAACAAAGGUGUUGUGCUGGGAGGCUGUGGUGACAGAUCCAUUCGUUUCCGUCCAACGCUGAUCUUCAAGGAUCACCAUGCGCACCUCUUCCUGAACAUUUUCAGUGACAUCUUAGCAAACUUCAAGUAAAAAGCAGUUCCCUUGCACUGAACACCUGAUUAUGAAAUUAGUUUGCAUUAAUUCAUGUCUUCUCUACUCACAAGAUAAGUGUAAAGUCAUAACCUAAGGUUUGUGUUCUGUCUGUAAUCCUGCCCAAGGCGAGCUGCUCCAUCCAACCCAGCCCAGGCAGAGCACUGGUACUGGUCACCAGCAGGUACAUCCAGCUGUCCCACUGUGCACCGGUAGAACCUGUGGCCCUCCGUCUCCUGGCUCGGGUCAUAUCAAUUGCAGAGCCCUCUCUCCUUCCACAGCCCUGUCUGAUGGUCUGUGACCUGGCACAGUCCACGUCCCGGUGAGCCUGGCAGAUUCACUCUCGCCUCCGGAAGCGGCACCGAGUGGCGUAGCCCCGAGCCACGCGCCUGCCAGACAGAACCUGCCAUUCUCCCAUGGCAGCUGCAAUAAAAGAGGUGUUUCAAGGAAAGCGCUGCUUUCCACCACUGCCAAGUACAGUAUUUUCCAGAAUAAUUUCCCCCCCUGAACACAGAUGUUGCCGCUGGCCCAGGAUGCCGUCGGCUCCUCUGUGCCCCCCCCUCAGCCUGCACGUUCCGCUUCGCGGGCACCGCUGCUCUCGGCCACGCCUGCAGUGCUCCCAGGGGAACUAAGGGACUUGUACUUUUUUCCCUCAUCCUGGAUUUUAAAACUUUUCACUUCUCUUACAAUCAAACUUGUACAGAGAAAACUAUACCCUAAAGUAUAUAAUUUGACAAAGCUUAGAGAGCCGUAUGAAGCGCACUAUUUCCUCCUCUCAGCAAUCUAGAGUGAUUUGAGAUGAUUUUACCAUUUGCCGAUAACAACAAUAGCCAUUAAAUUAAUCUGUAACAAGUUCUACAUGAAUACUUGAGGUAUUUUGUAAAACUACAGCAGAACUGCUUGACCUUAGCCAUUACCUGACAUCAGAGCCACUACAGCGAAGGCCUAGUCCUAACUGCACACUUAUAAUGCAAAGGAAUUCUAUUUUUGUUUUAAUAGUGAAUUCUAAGUCAUUGAUACUUCAGUGAGCUUCUAGAAAGCCACAGGAUCAAAAAGUGUCAACACUUCAUUAACGUGUUUCUCUUCAGAGAAUCGUUUCAGAUGUUUCUUUGCUCUUUGCUUCAGGCUGACUUGAACUAGGUCCGGUGCCUUUUUUCCUUUCCCUUGGCGAGCCAGCAGCUGGGAUUUACUUACUAAGUUUAACUUUCUGUUCUGCACCAAAAAACAGGGACCACAGCAGACUUUACAGUUGCCCUAUUAGGAUUUGACCACAAUUUUUAAGUAUGUAAUAAAAGAGAGUUAAAAGAUUUACAUGUUUAGUACAGCUACCAAAACGUGAAGGGUUUCUUACCUGCUUUGAGAAGUGCUAAUCAUGGUUUUCCCAUUUCAUUUUUCAAGUGCUGGUACUGGGGGAAACUCAAGCACACACUCGCUUCUGCUGGCUUAAAAACAACAGGAUUUCUGUAAACCUCUCUGCAGAAACCAGAAUUCUGGUACCGGCUGGUCAGAACCUGAGCAGGUUUUUGAGCAGAGGUUGUAGAAAUCGGGGGGAAGGAGCGGUGAAUUGGUGUUCAACAAAACCUCAUCCUCAUCGCUGUCCUCGCGCGCGUAUUAUCAGCACGAGGCAACUCCAACCCAGACCUCUAUCUGACAGCAUUUUGGGACUUAGUCUGUUCAACAUAUCAGUGCCGUAGUUUUAGUAAAUGUCUCUAGCAAGUCUUGUACUUUUACAGAAGCAAAGGUCCAGUAAUUUGAAGUCUUACCACAUCUUCACUUUUAUUAUGAAUACUCUAGGUGUUUUUAUAAUUUUUACUGACACUCAGUAACUGUAUAAUUGUGUACAAGAUGUUGAUGAAAUCAUGUUAGAGAAUACAUAGAAAGCACUGCAGCUGAAGCAUAUAAAGUUAAUAUUGUUUACAGCAUACUGUGGACAGUGCCAAAUAAAUGUUUAAGCAAAUACUGAACUACACUUCAUGGUGUAACUAGUAACUGUACACAGACUCAUAAAAAACGACAUCUCAUGUGUAAUCAGUAUUCUUAAAUAAAAUAUUUAUAAUUGAA
Messenger RNA from Calidris pugnax (ruff), 3899 nucleotides. It is a transcript of the gene ABAT, whose product is annotated as 4-aminobutyrate aminotransferase. Gene Ontology annotation, cellular component: mitochondrion. Gene Ontology annotation, molecular function: pyridoxal phosphate binding. The transcript is spliced from 16 exons. The coding region runs from base 336 to 1838 and encodes 500 amino acids. Lineage: Eukaryota; Metazoa; Chordata; Aves; Charadriiformes; Scolopacidae. Gene Ontology annotation, biological process: GABA catabolic process. The record is from RefSeq and is a predicted model, not a curated record.